AUGGCCUCCAAGAUCGACGGCACUGCUAUUGCUAAGAGCAUUCGCGAGGGUCUCAAGGCUGAAAUCGAGAAGACCCAAGUCACCAACCCCCGGUUCAAGCCAAACCUCGUUAUUUUCCAAGUUGGAAAUCGAUCAGAUUCCAGCACCUAUGUGCGCAUGAAGCUGAAGGCCGCUCAAGAAGCCAACAUUAUAUGUACUCUGAUUAAUGUCCCUGAGUCGAGCACCGAGUUGGAGCUCAUCCAGGAGAUCACCAAGGCCAACAAUGACCCCGCUGUCCACGGUAUCCUAGUCCAAUUGCCCAUCCCCAGUCACAUGUCCGAACACACUGUCACCUCAGCCGUUGCAGAUGAGAAAGAUGUGGACGGAUUUGGUGCUAUCAACAUUGGUGAGCUGGCCAAGCGUGGCGGACGUCCAUUAUUCACUCCCUGCACCCCGCUUGCGGUAAUGGAACUGUUGAAGGCGAGUGGGGUUGACCCCGCAGGCAAGGAGGCCGUGGUCCUGGGUCGCAGCGAUAUCGUUGGAAGCCCAGUCAGUUACCUCCUCAAGAACGCCGACGCCACUGUUACUGUAUGUCACUCCAAGACUCCCGAUAUCGCCCGCCUCGUGAAGAACGCAGACAUCGUUGUCGCGGCUAUUGGAAAGACCGAGUUCGUGAAAGGAGAGUGGCUGAAGCCCGGCGCUGUUGUCAUUGACGUUGGUAUUAACUACAAGCCUGAUGCGACCAGAAAGUCUGGUGAGCGCCUGGUUGGGGAUGUCGACUUUGCGUCUGCUGUCGAGGUGGCUUCCCAGAUCACCCCAGUUCCCGGUGGUGUUGGCCCUAUGACUGUUGCUAUGCUCCUGAAGAACGUAGUCAACUCUACCAAAGCCUAUUUUGAGAAGCAGAAGGACCGUCGAAUUACCCCAUUGCCUCUUCGCUUGGAGUCUCCCGUCCCCUCUGAUAUCGCUAUUUCUCGCGCUCAAUACCCGAAGCCCAUCACCCAGGUUGCUUCCGAGAUUGGCAUCGCUCCUCACGAGCUGGAGCCAUAUGGUCACACCAAGGCUAAGGUCAGUCUUGAUGUUCUGAGCCGGCUCUCACACCGCCGCAAUGGACGAUACAUUUUGGUCUGCGGUAUCACCCCUACCCCUCUGGGCGAGGGCAAAUCUACCACUACUCUUGGCCUCACACAGGCACUGGGUGCCCACCUGAACCGUAUUACGUUUGCCAACGUCCGACAGCCCAGCCAGGGUCCUACUUUUGGUAUCAAGGGAGGUGCUGCUGGUGGUGGCUAUAGUCAAGUUAUCCCUAUGGAUGAGUUCAACCUACACUUGACCGGUGACAUUCACGCUAUCACCGCCGCAAACAACCUGCUUGCGGCAGCGAUUGAGACCCGCAUGUUCCACGAAGCCACCCAAAGUGAUGGUGCUCUCUACAAGCGACUCGUUCCUUCGAAGAAGGGCAAGCGAGAGUUCCAGCCUAUCUUUUUCCGGAGACUCAAGAAGUUGGGCAUUGAGAAGACCCACCCUGAUGACCUUACCCCAGAGGAGAUUACCCGAUUUGCUCGCCUUGAUAUCGAUCCUGAAACUAUCACAUGGCGUCGGGUUCUUGAUGUUAAUGACCGUCACUUGCGUGGUAUCACUGUUGGCCAAGCGCCUACUGAGAAGGGUCUCUCGCGCGAGACCGGAUUUGAUAUCUCCGUUGCUAGUGAAUGUAUGGCCAUUCUUGCUCUGAGUAACGAUCUUGCGGAUAUGCGUGAGCGCCUGGGCCGCAUGGUCGUUGCUACUUCCAAGGGCGGUGACCCUGUUACUUGCGACGACAUUGGCGCUGGUGGUGCUCUCGCUGCUCUUAUGAAGGAUGCAAUCAAGCCAAAUCUGAUGCAGAGCUUGGAGGGAACUCCCGUUCUGGUCCACGCUGGUCCUUUCGCCAACAUUAGUAUCGGUGCUAGCUCCGCUAUUGCUGAUAAGCUAGCUCUGAAGCUGGCUGGUACUGAGCCCGAUGAGGACCACGAUGACAAGACCGGUUUUGUAGUCACUGAGGCUGGGUUUGACUUUACGAUGGGCGGUGAGCGAUUCUUCAACAUUAAGUGCCGAUCAUCGGGCUUGUCUCCCGAUACCGUUGUUAUCGUAGCUACGGUCCGUGCAUUGAAGGUGCACGGUGGUGGUCCUGAGAUCAAGCCUGGCGCUGCUCUGCCUGAGGUUUACCGCACUGAGAACGUUGAGGUUCUCCGCAAGGGAUGUGUUAACCUGCGUAAGCACAUCUCCAAUGCCAAACAGUACGGUAUCCCCGUCGUCGUCGCGAUCAACAAGUUUGAGACCGACACCGAUGCAGAGAUUGCUGUUAUCAAGGAGGAGGCUCUUGCUGCUGGUGCAGAGGAUGCCAUUCCGGCCAACCACUGGGCCGAAGGAGGAGCUGGUGCCAUUGACUUGGCUAAGGGUGUUCUCGCGGCUAGCUCCAAGCCCAAGGACUUCAAGUUGCUGUACGACCUGAAUGGCACCAUUCAAGAACGCAUUGAGCGUAUCGGUACUGCUAUGUACGGUGCCGAUAAGGUUGAGUUUAGCGAGCUAGCUCAAAAGAAGGUUGACACCUACACCAAGCAAGGUUUCUCCAACCUGCCCAUCUGUAUUGCCAAGACGCAGUACUCGCUCAGUCACGACCCAGCCCUGAAGGGUGCCCCCACCGGGUUCACUGUGCCCAUUCGGGAUGUCAGAUUGGCCGUGGGUGCUGGAUACCUUUACGCUUUGGCUGCCGACAUUCAGACAAUUCCCGGUCUGCCCACUGCACCGGGUUAUAUCAAUGUGGAUAUAGACCCCGAGACUGGUGAGAUUGACGGUCUGUUCUAG
Messenger RNA from Penicillium taxi, 2817 nucleotides. Its product is annotated as C-1-tetrahydrofolate synthase. Bases 1 to 2817 code for a protein of 938 amino acids. Gene Ontology annotation, cellular component: cytosol. Gene Ontology annotation, molecular function: formate-tetrahydrofolate ligase activity; methenyltetrahydrofolate cyclohydrolase activity; methylenetetrahydrofolate dehydrogenase (NADP+) activity. The record is from RefSeq and is a predicted model, not a curated record. Gene Ontology annotation, biological process: tetrahydrofolate interconversion. Lineage: Eukaryota; Fungi; Ascomycota; Eurotiomycetes; Eurotiales; Aspergillaceae. The transcript is spliced from 5 exons.